Loxodonta africana (African savanna elephant) is the source of this 905-nucleotide messenger RNA. Its product is annotated as MARVEL domain-containing protein 3-like. The coding region runs from base 270 to 905 and encodes 211 amino acids. The record is from RefSeq and is a predicted model, not a curated record. Gene Ontology annotation, cellular component: membrane. NCBI's taxonomy places the organism in Eukaryota, Metazoa, Chordata, Mammalia, Proboscidea, Elephantidae. The transcript has a single exon.
GCCUCAAGUUGGAAGAGUCUCCAAGUGCUAAGUAAAAAAAAAAAAAAACAAAAAAACAGACCAGUUGCUGUUGAUUCCAACUCAUGGCAACCCCAUGUAUUUCAGAGCAGAACUGUGCUCCAUAGGAUUUUCAGUGGCUGAUUUUUCAGAAGUAAUUCACCAGGCCUUUCUUCCAAGGUGCCUCAGGGUGGAUUUGAACCUCUAACCUUUUGGUUAGUAGUUGAACUUAACCUUUUGCAUCACCCAGGGACUAAAUAGCAUCUACCAAAAUGGUAACACACCCUUUUUUUGCAGCCUGCUGCCAAAUGCUGGAGAUUCUCCUGAACUUGCUGAUCCUGGCCUGCAGCUCUGUAUCUUACAAUUCCACAGGGGGCUAUACGGGCAUCACCAGCCUGGGGGGCAUUUACUACUACCAGUUCGGAGGGGCUUACAGUGGUUUUGAAGGUGCUGAUGGGGAGAAAGCCCAGCAGCUGGACGUCCAGUUCUACCAACUGAAGCUGCCCACAGUCACUGUAGCAAUGGCCUGCAGUGGAGCCCUCAUGGCCUUCUGCUGCCUCCUCAUUGCCAUGGGCACCCUGCGGGUCCCGUGGCAUUGCCCACUGUGUCUGGUGAUUGAAGGCUUGUUGGACGUGCUUAUUGCUGUGGCAUACAUCCCAGCCUUGUAUUUCUAUUUCCACUACCUCUCUACUGCCUACGACUCUCCUGUGUGUAAACAGAGGGAAGCGCUGUACCAAAGCAAGGGGUACAGUGGCUUCAGCUGCAGUUUCCAUGGGGGAGAUAUAGGAGCCGGCAUCUUUGCUGCCUUGGGCAUUGUGGCCUUUGCCCUUGGUGCUGUUGUGACCAUAAGGGGUUACCAAAAAGUCAGGAAGAUGAAAGAAAAGCCAGCAGAAAUGUUUGAGCUUUAA